Molecule: messenger RNA, 698 nt
Organism: Mesoplodon densirostris (Blainville's beaked whale)
Lineage: Eukaryota; Metazoa; Chordata; Mammalia; Artiodactyla; Ziphiidae
Gene: APOM
Product: apolipoprotein M
Exons: 6
Coding region: 76-642 (188 amino acids)
Biological process (GO): cholesterol efflux; high-density lipoprotein particle remodeling; high-density lipoprotein particle assembly
Cellular component (GO): high-density lipoprotein particle; very-low-density lipoprotein particle; low-density lipoprotein particle
Molecular function (GO): lipid carrier activity; phospholipid binding
Source: RefSeq, a predicted model, not a curated record
CUGAGCAGCCAGUGGGGGAGAGCAGUUAAGGCACCAGCCACUCCACGCAGACCCCCAGCUCCCUCCUGCCUGAAGAUGUUCCACCAAAUGUGGGCAGCUCUACUCUACCUCUGUGGCAUUCUCCUUAACUCCAUCUACCAGUGCCCUGAGCACAGGCAGCUGACAACGGAAGGACUAGAUGGGAAAGAGUUCCCAGAGCCCCACCUGGGCCGGUGGUACUUUAUCGCAGGGGCAGCUCCCACCAAGGAGGAGUUGGCGACUUUUGACCCUGUGGACAACAUUGUCUUCAACAUGGCCGUGGGCUCUGCCCCCAGGCAGCUCCAGCUUCGAGCUACCAUCCGCACGAAAAAUGGGCUCUGUGCGCCCCGGAAAUGGAUCUACCACCUGUCUGAGGGGAGCACAGAUCUCAGAACCGAAGGCCGCCCUGACAUGAAGACCAAGCUCUUCUCCAGCGCAUGCCCAGGCGGAAUCAUGCUGAAAGAGACAGGCCAGGGUUACCAGCGCUUCCUCCUCUACAAUCGCUCACCACACCCUCCCGAGAAGUGUGUGGAGGAAUUCCAGUCCCUGACCUCCUGCCUCGACUUUAAGGCCUUCUUACUGACUCCCAGGAAUCAAGAGACCUGUGAGCUGUCCAGUAACUGACCUGUGGUUUCAUCUGUGCCCCCCAGAUGGAUACAGUGGGAACUGAGAUUGUGCUG